UGUGCCUGGAAAUUCCUACUCAAUCAUGCCAGAGGGAAAUCAUAGCAUUGUGACUGAAUUCGUCCUUACUGGAUUCCCUGGACUCCAUCCAGAGUAUCAAGGCAUUGCCUCUGUUGUAUUGUUCAUCGUUUAUUUCUUAACUUUGACAGGCAACUCUAUGAUUAUUAUUUUAUUUGCAAUUGACCACAGCCUUCAUAAGCCUAUUUAUUAUAUAAUUCUAAAUCUGUGUGCAUGUGACCUUUUCUUUAGCACAACCACUUUACCUAAAAUCAUCAGUAAAUAUUGGUUUCAAUCAGGGACUAUUUCAUUCACUGCUUGCUUUGUCCAAAUGUACUUUGUUCACUAUCUUGGCACAGUGAAUUCCUAUAUUCUCUUCCUAAUGGCUUUAGAUAGGUAUUUGGCUAUCUGUCAUCCUCUCAGAUAUCCACUUCUUCUUAAAAACUCCACAAUCUACAUUCUCAGUAUUGCUGCGUGGAUUGUUGCCCAGGCAGGUCCUUUAAUGUUAGUUAUUAGAGCGUACCCUCUUCCUUACUGUGCCUCAAACAUAAUCAACCACUGCUACUGUGAUCAUAUUGGUAUAACCAUGCUGGCAUGCACUGACAGGGCACCUUAUGGUUUUCCUGCUUUUGUGUUAGCGAUGGUUACACUGCUGGGACCUCUGGCGUUUAUAGUUUUCUCAUAUUGCUCUAUAAUUAUAUCAGUACUGAAGAUAGCAAAUGUACAAGGUCGACUCAAAUUGCUGUCCACUUGUAGUACUCAACUGAUUAUAAUCGCACUCUAUUAUUUACCCAGAUGUUUUGUAUAUUUAGCCAGCAAUGUUGGUAUUACAUUUAGUGCUGAUGCGCGAAUAGUAAUUAUUAUGCUGUAUAGCCUUUGCCCUCCCAUGAUCAAUCCACUUAUAUACUGCUUAAGAGCUAAAGACAUGAGAGAAAGCUUGUGGAAGCAAUUCAGCAGAAGACCCAUUCCACAAAAAGCACAAGUUUCAGCUAUUAGUAACUGAUAAACUAAUUCAUUAUUCAGUGUUUUUGCUUUCUUCUUAUUGGCCAUCUCGCUUUGUGAGGACUGGAAAGAAUAAAAGUAUUGAUUAUGGAUAAACUGAAAGCCAAAGCUAUCACCAAAGUUAAACAUUU
This is a messenger RNA of Dicentrarchus labrax (European seabass), 1130 nucleotides long. RefSeq names its product olfactory receptor 2AT4-like. Gene Ontology annotation, biological process: G protein-coupled receptor signaling pathway. The record is from RefSeq and is a predicted model, not a curated record. Gene Ontology annotation, molecular function: olfactory receptor activity; G protein-coupled receptor activity. NCBI's taxonomy places the organism in Eukaryota, Metazoa, Chordata, Actinopteri, Moronidae. The transcript has a single exon. The coding region runs from base 26 to 1000 and encodes 324 amino acids. Gene Ontology annotation, cellular component: membrane.